GAGAGAGGCUGAUUCUAGAGGAGGGAUCUGAGCAGAUAUGGCAACUUACCAGAAGCUUGACAUGGUGAUAGAGACGGUAGGGGAUGACGAUGCACAAACUACCAAUGCUAGAGGUACCUCUAAAGCUGCUUCAGUCACAAGGGAAGUCAGAAAGAGGGACUUCUCUUUUAAAGACUAUUCUAAGAAUCGUCAAAUAUCUCCUCAAGCUGCAAAGUUUGGAAACAGUUUAAUAAUUCCAGGAGUGUCAAAAGAAGAGAAGUCAUUUGCUGUACGGCAGCAAGCAGGACUGUGUGUUGAGCUCUUCAGGUCGAUAUUGUCUAACUUCAGAUCUUCGGAACCUCUGCAGUUUAUUUUAACAUUGCUGGUGGAUAUCACUGAGGAUCAUGACACUACAGCACUGUUGGUGAAAAAACAUAAUGGUCAUGAGCUGACUCCAUUGUUAGUUGCUAUUCUUGGUAGACAUGAUUUAUUUUGCCAGAGUCAGGCUUGUUUGUGUAUAACUCGUAUAAUUGCUUUCUCUCCUGACCCAAUGGAGGGAGAUCAACUCACACAGCUUAUCAGUUGGAUCACAUCACAACUAAAAGCAGGCAAUGAGUAUUUGGAGUGCAUUACUAAAGCUCUAAUGUCAUUCCUAAGAAGACAGGUGUACCGGGUGCCAUUUUUUGAAGCUCAUGGCAUUAAGCCUAUUCUUGAUCUACUGGAUCAUCGCAUUAAUUUCCAAUUGCAAUACGAGUUGAUAUUUAGUCUGUGGAUGCUCUCGUUUGAGGAGUACAUUGUCUCAAGAAUGAAAGAGUUUCCUGUAGCUAUUGUUUUGAGUGAUGUUCUAAAAACCUCAAGUCGUCCAAAAGUACAGAGAAUUAUACUAGCCACUUUCAGGAAUCUAAUUGAGAAAUCUGAUCCUGAAACAGCUGAUAAAUAUGCAGCCGAGAUGAUUCAUUUCAAGGCAGUUCAGGUAUUGACUAUACUGGAGGGGAGGUCACUGGAUGAUGAUGAUUUUGAAGACGACGUUAAAUUUUUGCAGGAGAAAUUAAAGAUCUCACUACAGGAUCUGAGUUCAUUUGAUGAGUAUUCCACUGAAGUUGAGUCUCGCAGGUUGGAAUGGAGCCCAGUUCACAAGUCGGACAAAUUUUGGAGAGAGAAUGUCAUGAAGCUCAAUGAUAAUAACUAUCACUUACUAAGAUGUUUGAUUGGCAUUUUGAAGGAGUCGUCGAAUCCAACUGCUAUGGCUGUUGCUUCACAUGACCUGGGAGAAUAUGUCCGUUAUUAUCCUCGUGGAAAAAAUGUCAUUGAUAAAUUGGGUGCAAAGGAGUUAGUCAUGGGUCUGGUCAAUCAUGGCAACACUGAGGUUAGGAUGCAGGCACUGCUAUCCAUACAGAAAAUGAUGGUCCAGAAUUGGGAGUAUUUAGGAAAGCAAUUAGCAGCUACAUCAUAAAGAGAGACAGUUAUUAGAUACUGUAUUAUAAAUAAUUAAUAUCUAGUCGUUUCAUAUUUUCUAGCAAGAUGUGUGUGUGUGUUGUCCAAUCUAUGGUGUUAUUAUUAUUACAAUCGAA
Messenger RNA from Amphimedon queenslandica, 1550 nucleotides. Its product is annotated as V-type proton ATPase subunit H-like. Gene Ontology annotation, molecular function: proton-transporting ATPase activity, rotational mechanism. Gene Ontology annotation, cellular component: lysosomal membrane; vacuolar proton-transporting V-type ATPase, V1 domain. Gene Ontology annotation, biological process: proton transmembrane transport. NCBI's taxonomy places the organism in Eukaryota, Metazoa, Porifera, Demospongiae, Haplosclerida, Niphatidae. The record is from RefSeq and is a predicted model, not a curated record. The coding region runs from base 38 to 1432 and encodes 464 amino acids. The transcript has 16 exons.